Molecule: messenger RNA, 1611 nt
Organism: Dovyalis caffra
Lineage: Eukaryota; Viridiplantae; Streptophyta; Magnoliopsida; Malpighiales; Salicaceae
Source: the annotation of a GenBank genome assembly
AUGGCCACCAAACUUCUUUUAACAUUUGCAAUCUGUCGUUUGAUUGUGACUGUGGGGUUAACUGUUGACCCAUCGGAGCUUCUCCGUCUGGGGGUUGAAGGUCAACUCAGCGUUGACCCAUCUGAUGUCGAGACGGCUUCGCUUGAUUUCGGCUUGCUAAGCCGGGUCGAGCCGAUGGCAGUCUUGCACCCGGGUUCCGCUGAUGACAUAGCUCAGCUUGUCCGAGCGGCUUACCUCUCUACUCCGGGUUUCACAGUCUCGGCUAGGGGUCAUGGGCAUUCCAUAAACGGUCAGGCGCAGACAAGUAAUGGGGUUGUGAUAGAAAUGAGUGGGGGCUCGAGAGGGAGUCAUGUUGGUUUGGGGAAGCUGGGUAGGCCACAAGUAGCCGUGAAGGAGAUGCACGUAGACGUGUGGGGAGGGGAGCUGUGGGUAGAUGUGUUAAGGAGUACAUUAGAGCAUGGGCUAGCACCAAAAUCAUGGACGGAUUAUUUGUAUCUUUCAGUAGGCGGUACCUUAUCAAAUGGUGGAAUUAGUGGGCAAGCGUUUAAUCAUGGACCUCAAAUCAGCAAUGUUUAUGAGCUUGACGUUGUCACAGGCAAAGGUGAGCUGUUGACAUGCUCGGAAGAAAACAAUUCGGAGCUGUUCCAUGCUGUUCUUGGUGGUCUAGGGCAAUUUGGAAUUAUCACUAGGGCUAGAAUUGCACUUGAACUAGCUCCUCAAAGGGUGAGGUGGAUCAGAGUACUGUACUCCAACUUUGCGACUUUUACCAGGGACCAGGAAAACCUCAUUUCCUUGCACAGAAACUCUUCUAGCCUAAAAUUCGAUUAUGUCGAGGGGUUUGUUAUUGUUGAUGAAGGCCUCAUUAACAAUUGGAGAUCCUCUUUCUUUUCCCCUCGUAAUCCUGUUAAGAUUAGCUCAAUUGGGGCUGAUGGGGGUGUCCUCUACUGCUUAGAAAUCACCAAAAAUUACGAUGAAUCCACUAGCGAUACCAUUGAUCAGGAAGUAGAGGCUUUGAUGAAAAAACUGAAUUUUAUACCAUCAUCCGUCUUCACCACAGAUCUGCCUUAUAUUGAUUUUUUGGAUCGUGUCCACAAGGCCGAGUUGAAGCUAAGAGCCAAGGGUCUGUGGGAGGUGCCUCACCCUUGGCUCAACCUAUUCGUUCCGAAAUCAAGAAUUGCCGACUUUGAUAAGGGUGUCUUCAAGGGCAUUUUAGGACAUAACAAGACAAGUGGGCCCAUUCUUAUUUACCCAAUGAACAAAAACAAGUGGGACCAAAGGAACUCAGUUGUGACACCAGAUGAGGAUGUGUUUUAUCUAGUUGCAUUGUUAAGAUCAGCAUUGGAUGAUGGCGAAGAGACUCAGUCCUUGGAGUACUUGACUCAGCAGAACCGUAAGAUCCUCAGAUUCUGCGAUGAUGCAGGGAUCAAGGUGAAACAGUAUUUACCUCACUACACUACACAAGAGGAAUGGAUGGACCACUUUGGAGAUAAUUGGGACCAAUUCAAUCAGAGGAAAAUGGAAUUUGAUCCCCGGCGUAUUUUAGCAACUGGCCAACGUAUAUUCAAUCCCUCAUUCACUUCUGCUGCUACUACGGUGUCUUCAUGGCGAUGA